AAUGGAUCAUUUCUGAACCUGAAACAACAUCACUAAACUUAACUCUCAGACUGCGAGUUUCUGGUAUUGGCUUCUGAUGGCCUCUGGGAUAAGGUUAGUGAUGAAGAGGCAGUGAAUGUUGUAUUGAAGAAUCGAGAGUUUAUGAAGUCAUGUAAAGAUCUUGUUGAAAUGUCUUGUAGAAGAGAUUUCAUGUUCUCUCGCGAACGAAGAUCUCAGUCUCUCGCGAACGAAGAUCUCCAAUCCUUGCUGAUUUUCCUAAUUUCAUUCAAGCCUUUUCCAAUUUUUGGACAAUCCAAAACUUGGUGGAACAAGAGGAAGAAGAUUGCAACUUCUUGCAACCAGCUGAUGAGCAAGGUGAACGAAAAAAGAAAGGAUUUAUCAGUCGAAAUGCUUAUGCGAAAGAGAGUUGCUCCACUUAGUCAAGGUUAUGAUAUCAGUGAUGGAGCCAACUACUUGAGAUGGUUGCUCUCUCAUGCUCGGUAGAUACAAGCUCUUGGAAAAGAAUAUAUAGAUAUGUGUAUAUAUGUAUUUUUAUUUUAAACUUUUUUUAGGUAUAUGACUUGCAAAUGUGGCACAAUCUAUUAGCACUAUGACAACAUCUUUUGUAUUUGGAAGCAAAGUUGGUUGAAGCUAUUUAUGAACUUAAAUCAAGCAACAGUAUGCAAAGUU
This is a messenger RNA of Asparagus officinalis (garden asparagus), 669 nucleotides long. RefSeq lists its product as uncharacterized. Bases 142 to 483 code for a protein of 113 amino acids. The transcript has 4 exons. The record is from RefSeq and is a predicted model, not a curated record. Lineage: Eukaryota; Viridiplantae; Streptophyta; Magnoliopsida; Asparagales; Asparagaceae.